Cucumis melo (muskmelon) is the source of this 790-nucleotide messenger RNA. RefSeq names its product autophagy-related protein 8C. The transcript is spliced from 6 exons. Bases 187 to 558 code for a protein of 123 amino acids. The record is from RefSeq and is a predicted model, not a curated record. Lineage: Eukaryota; Viridiplantae; Streptophyta; Magnoliopsida; Cucurbitales; Cucurbitaceae. Gene Ontology annotation, biological process: cellular response to nitrogen starvation.
UCAUCUACGAAACACACGAGUCAUGAUCAACUCUUCUCUGUUUUUAAAUUUUCUUUUCGUAUUAUCCCAUUCUUCUCACUCCUUUCUUGCCGAUUAAUCACUCAAAUACUGAAUUUCCCAACCCCCUUUUAUGAUCUUCUCUUUGGCCACCAAUCGAUCAUAGCGUGAAAUUUUCUAAUUUCUUCCAUGGCCAGAAGUUCGUUCAAACUUGGAAUUCCUCUGGAAAAGAGGCAGGCUGAAGCUGCUCGUAUAAGAGAGAAGUACCCGGAUAGAAUACCUGUGAUUGUCGAGAAAGCUGGGAGGAGUGACAUUGCUGACAUUGAUAGGAACAAAUACCUCGUCCCUACGGAUUUAACUGUUGGACAGUUUGUUUACGUUGUUCGGAAACGGAUUAAGCUUAGUGCUGAGAAAGCUAUAUUUGUUUUUGUGAAGGACACUCUACCAUCAACUGGUGCAUUGAUGUCUGCAAUUUAUGCGGAUAAUAAGGACGAAGAUGGUUUUCUUUACAUGUCAUACAGUGGAGAAAACACUUUUGGUGGGUUCCUUGGAGGACAAUGACACAUUUGCCUGUAAAUUCUAGUUAUGCUCUUCCGGAUCAAUCAAAGCAUCAACUUUAUAUUUCAUUCUAUUCUAGUAUAUUUAACUUUCUAUCAAAGGUGGUGCUCAAGGAGUGGCCUUGAAUGUUUUCGUUUUUUUUUUUUCCUUCUCUCAAUUGAGCUGUGAUGGAAUAGCUAUUCGCAUCUUUUUAGUUGUUUAUAUCAAGCAGUGAAAUGAUUAAAAUUUCUGAUCA